Messenger RNA from Asterias rubens (European starfish), 1230 nucleotides. Its product is annotated as carboxylesterase 3-like. Gene Ontology annotation, biological process: neuron cell-cell adhesion; postsynaptic membrane assembly; chemical synaptic transmission. Bases 1 to 1230 code for a protein of 409 amino acids. The record is from RefSeq and is a predicted model, not a curated record. The transcript has a single exon. Gene Ontology annotation, cellular component: cell surface; synapse. Gene Ontology annotation, molecular function: neurexin family protein binding; signaling receptor activity. NCBI's taxonomy places the organism in Eukaryota, Metazoa, Echinodermata, Asteroidea, Forcipulatida, Asteriidae.
AUGAUUAACACAACUACGGGGAUGCUUAGCGGUGUUUCUGACGACACAAGUGGCAGUCUGUUUCUGGGUAUCCCCUACGCCGAGCCACCGAUCGGAAGUCUCCGAUUUAGGGCUCCCGUACCGAAGAUACCGUGGGAAGGAGCCCGGGCUGCCGACAAACACGGGGCGUCCUGCCCACAGGACAUGCAGAGUAACCCGCACUUGCAAGACCUUUCCGAAGAAGCAAGGGUGGUCAGUGAAGACUGCCUUACUCUGAAUGUCUACUCUCCAGCUGGAGCUGUUAGCGAAGCUGUCAUGGUGUGGCUCCAUGGUGGUUCAUUUGAGACCGGGCAAGGAGCUGCUUAUGACGGUACUGAUCUCGCGUCCAGAGGAGUCGUUGUAGUCACCCUAAAUUAUCGUCUUGGCCCGCUGGGGUUCCUCAGUACAGGAGAUGAGUCCACGGGUAAUUACGGACUAAUGGACCAACGUCUCGCUUUGCAGUGGGUGAAAGACAACAUCGCCGAGGUUGGAGGGGAUCCAACUAAAGUAACAUUAUUCGGCCAUGAUGUCGGUGGUAAUAGUAUCCUUCAGCAUCUUGUAAUGUCAGAGAGUAGCGACCUUUUCUCCAGGGCUAUCUUUCAAAGCAUCUCCUCCUCGUAUCCCAUGGAGUCUGUUAAUAAUGUUGUGCACGCCGACGCUUUGGCUGCAGCGGUGGGAUGCGUAGAAUCCGAGUACGUGGACUGCCUGAGAGCGCUUCCUCUCUACGUUCUGAUGAACGGUCAGGUACAAGUGAAGUCCGGACACCACGAGACUCUGGUCUGGGGUCCCGUGACCACCUUCGGUACCCAAACUUUGCAAGAGGUGCAGGGAGACAAACAUGAUUUGAUUGUCGGCUUCUCUUCGAGUGACGGCUCUGGGGUCGUGGACAGACUUGGCCAGGGGCCUCUCUCACGCGAGGCAUGGGAAGCAUAUUCAGGACCCUUCGUCGCAGGUGGUAAGGGACAUGGCAGCACCCAUGGAGGCAGUAAUGAGCAGGGUAUUCUUCUCCAGGCUGCAUUAGACCACGAGUACCUCAUCCCCAUUGAUGGCAACUCGACCGACGGAAUGCUGCGUCUCCAGCAAGCUGUUGACUUGAACACUGACUCCCGCUAUGUGUUACCGACUGUGUUGUUACUUCGACAGGUGGCUAGUAUCGCUCAGAGUGUUCGCCUCUACGUGUUCGACCAUCGUACCACUUCUGAUAAUGGGUAA